This is a messenger RNA of Trichomycterus rosablanca, 720 nucleotides long. It is a transcript of the gene scxb, whose product is annotated as scleraxis bHLH transcription factor b. Gene Ontology annotation, biological process: developmental process; regulation of transcription by RNA polymerase II. NCBI's taxonomy places the organism in Eukaryota, Metazoa, Chordata, Actinopteri, Siluriformes, Trichomycteridae. The record is from RefSeq and is a predicted model, not a curated record. The coding region runs from base 1 to 720 and encodes 239 amino acids. Gene Ontology annotation, molecular function: protein dimerization activity; RNA polymerase II transcription regulatory region sequence-specific DNA binding; DNA-binding transcription factor activity, RNA polymerase II-specific. The transcript is spliced from 3 exons.
AUGUCCUUCGCCAUGGUUCACCCGUCUCCCGCCCGCUUUCUUUACUCGGACAUCACUCCUCUCUCCGAGGACGACGAGAACGGCAGCGAGAGCUCCGGAUCCGACGACAAAUCCUUCCGUCUCUCGGCGUCCAGCUACGCAGCCGACUCUCGCAGACGGAAAUGCGCCCACAAACCGGCGGUCGGCUGCGUGGACCGUCGCUCGCCCGUCCCGGAGGUCCCGCAGCGCAACACGGCGAACGCUCGGGAGCGGGAUCGGACAAACAGCGUCAACACGGCCUUCACCGCUCUCAGGACGCUCAUACCCACGGAACCGGCGGACCGCAAGCUGUCCAAGAUCGAGACCCUACGGCUGGCCUCCAGCUACAUCUCUCACCUGGAGAGCGUACUGUUAGUGGGGGACGGGUGCGCUGAUGGCCAGCCCUGCCACAAAAACCACGGGGCUCCGGACGGCCGGCUCUUUAACCCCCAGAGGACCACGGACCCGAGCUCGGACUCAGAAAACUCGCAGCCCAGACAGAUCUGCACCUUCUGCCUCAGCAACCAAAGACGGCUGAACAAAGACAGAGACAGAAAAAUGGUUGUCUCGCUGGCUCAUUACAGGCACAAGCCAGCGGGAGAAAAAGAGAACGAGUCGGAGAGACGAAGCCCGGAGCCAGCAGCGGCAGCCGAGCGCCAGAUCCCAGCGCGCUCCGUCCCGUCCAACCGGCCUGGGUUUUAA